This is a messenger RNA of Sclerotinia sclerotiorum 1980 UF-70, 2793 nucleotides long. RefSeq lists its product as hypothetical. The transcript is spliced from 5 exons. Lineage: Eukaryota; Fungi; Ascomycota; Leotiomycetes; Helotiales; Sclerotiniaceae. The record is from RefSeq and is a predicted model, not a curated record. The coding region runs from base 1 to 2793 and encodes 930 amino acids. Gene Ontology annotation, cellular component: cytoplasm; nucleus. Gene Ontology annotation, molecular function: nuclear export signal receptor activity. Gene Ontology annotation, biological process: ribosomal large subunit export from nucleus; ribosomal small subunit export from nucleus; protein export from nucleus.
AUGUCGAUUUUGAGAUUAUUAUCGGAGGAGGUCUUUGACUACUCGGCGGACCAAAUGACCUCUGCCAAGACGAAGAACUUGAAGACGACAAUGUGUGCAGAAUUUUCAUCUAUCUUUCAACUUUGCAACGAAGUCCUGAAUAGCGCCACCCAAGCAAGUUUGAUCAAGGCUACUCUCGAGACGCUUCUUCGAUUCUUCAACUGGAUUCCUCUUGGCUAUAUUUUCGAGACGACCGUUAUUGAUACUCUCAGGGAAAGAUUUUUGGAGACGCCCGAAUUCAGAAAUGUCACAUUGAAAUGUUUGACAGAGAUUGGUGGACUCCAGACCGGCACCGGGAACAACUAUGACGAGAAGUUGGUUCAAAUGUUUACCGAAGUUUUGACCACAAUUUCCAAGAUCAUCCCCUUAACUCUCGACCUCAAGAGCACAUAUAAUUCAAGUAAUUCCAAGGACCAAGAAUUUAUCCAGAACCUGGCCCUUUUCUUGUGCAACUUCUUUUCCUCCCACUUGACUCUCAUAGAGAAUCUACCGAACCGCGAUUUCCUCACCCAUGGUCAUUUUUACCUUAUUCGAAUUUCCCAAAUCGAAGACCGAGAAAUCUUCAAGAUUUGUUUAGAAUACUGGACUAGACUUGUUCAAGAGUUGUACGAUGAACAACAAUCACUACCAAUUGGUGACGUUAACCCACUUGUUGGAAUGGGUGUGGGAGGUAUUUCAAAUCCUGGCGCGCCAAAUCCAAGUUUACUCGCGAACUACCCUCUCCGGAAACACAAGUACAAUGAAGUGCUUUCAAACUUGCGAGUCGUCAUGAUUGAGAAAAUGGUCAGACCCGAGGAGGUAUUGAUUGUUGAGAACGAUGAGGGUGAAAUUGUUCGUGAAUUUGUCAAGGAGAGCGACACAAUUCAACUGUACAAGACAACCAGAGAGUGCUUGGUUUACCUCACCCAUUUGGAUGUAGUCGACACUGAAAACAUCAUGACAGAAAAGUUAUCUCGACAAGUUGAUGGCAGCGAAUGGUCUUGGGCAAAUUGCAAUACUUUGUGCUGGGCUAUUGGAUCUAUCUCCCUUGCCAUGAACGAAGAAACUGAGAAACGUUUCUUGGUAACCGUCAUCAAGGAUUUACUCGGCUUAACUGAAAUGAAACGAGGAAAAGACAACAAAGCCGUGGUUGCUAGUAACAUCAUGUAUAUCGUUGGUCAAUAUCCACGAUUUUUGAAGGCUCACUGGAAAUUCUUGAAGACGGUCGUUAACAAGUUAUUUGAAUUCAUGCACGAAUCCCACGAAGGUGUUCAAGACAUGGCUUGUGACACGUUCAUCAAGAUCGCUAGGCAGUGCAAGCGUCACUUUGUUGCUUUACAACCUGGUGAAUCGGAACCAUUCAUUGAGGAAAUUGUAAGAACCAUGCGAAAGAUCACUUGUGAUCUAUCCCCACAGCAAGUACACACUUUCUACGAGGCGUGCGGUUAUAUGAUCGCAGCUCAACCACAGAAGAAUUCUCAAGAACGACUAAUUGGCGAAUUGAUGUCAUAUCCGAACGCCGCUUGGGAUGCCAUUAUCGCUCAAGCAAAUACUAAUCCACAAAUACUUCAAGAUGCUGAUACCAUCAAGGUCAUCGGUAAUGUUAUGAAAACUAACGUUUCUGCUUGCUCCUCAAUUGGAAGCUAUUUCUACCCUCAAAUUGGGCGCAUUUACCUUGACAUGUUGUCUAUGUACAAGGCAACAAGCACAAUGAUUUCUGAAGCAGUUGCAAAUGAGGGCGAAAUUGCCACCAAAAUGCCUAGGGUCCGAGGUUUGAGAACUAUCAAGAAGGAAAUUCUCAAGCUCAUCGAAACUUUUGUUGAGAAGUCUGAUGAUCUUGAGAUGGUACGAAAUAAUAUCGUUCCAGCUCUUCUUGAAGCAGUCCUUGUCGAUUAUAACCGCAAUGUGCCAGGUGCUCGUGACGCCGAAGUUCUCAAGGUCAUGUCUGUUAUUAUAACCAAGCUUUCUGGCCUCAUGGAAGAUCAAGUGCCAAACAUCAUGUCAAAUGUUUUUGAAUGCACUUUGGAAAUGAUCAACAAGGAUUUCUCAGAAUUCCCCGAACAUCGUGUCGAGUUUUUCAGCCUACUCCGCGCAAUCAAUCUCCAUUGCUUCCCUGCACUCCUCAAGCUUGAUAACAGACAAUUCAAGUUCGUCAUUGAUUCUUGCAUGUGGGCUAGCAAGCAUGACAACAGAGAGGUCGAACAUGCUGGCCUUAAUAUGUGUUUGGAGUUGAUCACUAACAUCGCGGAAACGGAUCCUGCAACUUCUAGCGCCUUCUUCCAACAAUUUUUCGUUCCAAUUCUCCAGGAUGUUUUCUUUGUACUCACCGAUACUGAUCACAAAGCUGGGUUCAAGUCGCAAGCAACUUUGUUGGCAAGGAUGUUUUACUUUGUCUACCCAGCUGAUGGUACUGUACCAAAGAUUCAAAUGCCAAUCUUUGCUCAGGAUCAAGCUCCACCAGGAGCAAGUAACAAAGAUUUCCUCACAAACUUUGUGGCUACUCUAUUGCAGAAUGCAUUCCCUAAUCUUCAAGCACCUCAGAUUCAAGCCUUCGUCGAGGGUCUUUUCACUCUCAACCAUUCUCUCGAUCGGUUCAAACUUAACUUGAGAGACUUCUUGAUCUCAUUGAAGGAGUUCGCUGGAGACAACACGGAGCUUUAUGCCGAUGAGAAGGAAACAGCCGAAAGAGACGCCAAGGCCGCAGAACGUGAACGUCUAUCCAAGGUUGGAGGACUCAUCAAGCCUGCCGAACUUGAUGAUGAAGAUGAGUUGUGA